AUGUCUCGUCCGGCCAAGCUCACGCUUGCCGCCUCGGUGCUCGUUUCGGGCCUCACGGUGUGGGGCGUGCACUACAUGCAGGAGCGCGAGCGCGAAGUCAUGUACCGUGGCGUCGAGCGCGACGAGGCGCGCCAGGAGGAGAAGCGCCGCAAGCGGCAGCUCGACCUCGAAAUCAACCAGCAGAAGGAAAAGGAGUACCAGAAGCUGCAGCCCACCGCUGUGUCGAUGGAGCAGCUGGGAGUGGGGCCUCACCGCAAGCCGCGCACUUUUGCGAGUCUGUACGAUGUGGUUGCGCGCAUCAUGUGCACACCCACCACCGACGAAGCUCAAGAGGUGGAUCCGACUCGACCUCGAUACGUGUCGUUUGACGAGCUGCUCAACACCACGCACACCAUCGAAUCGCCGCAAUCCACCGACGACCACGACGUCGAGCAGACAGAGCAGACAGAGCGACAGACGAGGUGCAAGAGGCCCCGCGGCGGAUGGAUGGACGGACUCAGGGCGCUGCGAACGUACGAGCACGAGUGCGUGUGCUCCGGCCAGUACUGCUUCUGCUACGUGCUAAAGCCCAACUUCACCAAGCACGUCAAACCGGUGCCGAGACCACUUAAGCUCUGCCCGCGCUUUGCACGCACCCCUCUGCCCGACUGGCCGACGGCGUCGGUUGAGGAGUCGUCUGCGGCGUCGUCGAGUUCGAGUGGACGACUUAAGCUUUCGCAUCUGCAGCCGUUCCUGCGCGAUCUGGCGCUGCUGUACGACGACGACGAGGAUGAAGACGAGGACGAAGAUGAAGACAAGUAG
Moesziomyces antarcticus is the source of this 801-nucleotide messenger RNA. Its product is annotated as cytochrome c oxidase assembly protein. The record is from RefSeq and is a predicted model, not a curated record. The coding region runs from base 1 to 801 and encodes 266 amino acids. The transcript has 2 exons. Gene Ontology annotation, cellular component: mitochondrion. Gene Ontology annotation, biological process: mitochondrial respiratory chain complex IV assembly. Lineage: Eukaryota; Fungi; Basidiomycota; Ustilaginomycetes; Ustilaginales; Ustilaginaceae.